CUGGAAAAAAAUCACGCGAAAAUUCUCCCUGUCUCUGUCGCGCUCUCUCUCGCGAGGGCAGGAGGAAGCGUGGGAAGGCGAGGAGGCGGGCGACGCGACUCCACUCUCCCUCAGGCACCCAGCUUCCGUCGCUUCUCGCACCGCCAGCUCCGCAGUUAGAACAUUAAGGGUCACCUUGGUUGCCUGAGGCCGACCCAGCACCUGCAAUGGAGGAGAAGGCCGUCGCAAAUGGCACAGCAGCUGAUGAUGUUGCUGCUCCGGAUAACAAGGAUUACGCCAAUAAGGAAGAAGCUGUCAAGAGCAUGGAGCCUGCAGUAGUGAAUAAGGAUGUUGAAGAACAGAACAAAGGCUCAGAAAAUGGCACCGAGGACCCGUCAGAUGGAGAUGUCAAGAUGGCAGAGGCUGAGAUUGCAAAGGAAGGUGACGCAGCUGCAGCAAAGGAGGUGGAUUCUGAGGAUGUCAAAAUGGAUGCAGAUGCAAAGAAAGGUGAUGGUGAUGCAUCUGUGGCAAAGCAGGUGGAUUCUGAGGAUGUCAAAAUGGAUGCAGAUGCAAAGGAAGAUACCGAUGCCAAGAAAGAAGGCGAAGAUGUCAAGAUGACUGAGGCCGAGGAAGGAAAUGUGGAGGUCAAAGAUAAAGAAGCGAAGGAAGAUAAAGUUGAGACCACAAACGUGGAUAAGCUGGAUGAAUCAAAGGAGCAAGAGAAAGAUGGUUUGGCAGAGCAAGAGGAAAACAAAGGAAAAGAAACGGAAGAGCAUAAGCAGCCGGAAGGAACCAAACAGUUAGAUGCAAAAGAAGAGAAAGAUGGUGCUGAUGAGAAGCAACAGGAAGAGGAAGCAGAAGAAAAGGGCUCUGCUAAUAAGAAAGAUGAAGCUGACAACUUGGAAGAGAACAAGGAGGAGACUCCAAAGAACAAGAAAGUAAGGAGUGCCAGGGAUAGAAGCCAGGGAAAGGAGAAGAAACAGGAGGGGUCCAAAUCCAGGGAAGCUAAAAGUUUGCUGGAGACCCCGAGCCCAUAUGGUACUGAUCGCCCUCAACGUGAGAGGAAAACAGUGGAGAGGUUGGUUGAGGUGAUUGAGAAGGAACCAAACAGGAACUUCGUGGUUGAGAAGGGACGUGGGACUCCUCUGAAGGAUAUACCAAAUGUGGCACACAGAAUAUCGAGGAAGAAACCUGGUGAUCUUAAAUUUCUUCACAAUCUUCUUUUUGGGAGGAAGGGCAAGAUCGUCGACUUUAAAGGACAUAUACUCCAGUUCUCUGGAUUUGUUUGGCAUGAGAGCGAUGAAAAGCAGAGGGCCAAGGCAAAGGAUAAGCUUGACAAAUGUGUAAAAGACACGCUGUUGGACCUCUGUUGGAUGCUUGCUAUUCCAGUUCCAAAAUCAAACCUUAGAAAGGAAGAUAUUGUGUCAAAGCUGUUGGACUUCAUUGCUGAACCUCACUCUGCAGCUGAUUCUGGGCUGUCUGAUGACCAGGGAUCAAAUUCUAGGAAACGCAAGAGAGGAGGUGAAAGCGCAAGUAAGACUCCUGACAGCACACCUAGUAGGUCGAGGAAGAAAUUUGGCAAUGACUCCACUUCAGGUAAAAGGCGGAAGAAAGCUCUUAAGUAUGAUACUGAUGAAGAUGAGGAUGGUGAUGAAUCCAUGAAGUCUGACAGUGAGGAAAACAGAGAUGAAGAUGCAGAAGAACAAGAAGAUGACUAUGACUCUGGGAAAGAGAAGGCAAGGAAAAAGUUCCCAAAAGUAAAAGAAUCUUCAGGCAAAAAGAAGACAGACAUAGGGAGUGGCCAUAAAACAGGUCAUCCAAAGACAAUUAGCAAAAGUCCAGUAAAAAAAGCAUCAUCCAAGAUUUCUGAGGAAAAAGAAAGCCCCGAUAACAGUGCAAAGGUCUUUUCUAGGAAGAGGAAACAUACAGCAAAGGGUGAAAACGAUAUCAAAGAAAAAAAGUCAGCAGGUAAAAAGGUGACAAAAGGUAAAGGUGAAUCAGCCGGAGCGGAUCUUCCCAGCAAGGACGAACUGAGGAAGACCAUUACUGCAAUCCUCAAAAAAGUUGACUUCAACACGGCAACUUUCAGUGACAUUCUUAAGAAGCUCGACAACCACUACAAAAUGGAUCUGACUCCAAAGAAAGAAGCCAUUAAAGUUAUGAUCCAAGAUGAGUUAACCAAGAUGUCAGAGGAGGCAGAUGAGGAUGAAGACACAAAUGAAGAUACCGGGAAGAAACAGCAGCAGCCUCAAGCGAAGGAGGUCGAGGCUUGAGGAUUCCUGGAACCCCGUAGCUGUAGUACCCGCUGUUAAUUAUCCUGUACUUAACAUGUAUGCCUUGCCUUGUACAGGCAUCCUAUGUUAAUUAUCGCCGCCAACUUGAGAACCCAGCCUUUGAUUGUGUAUGUUAAGACAUGAUGUGUAGGCAGCCCUGAGCCCCCACACCUUUUAGCUGACUGAUUGGAGAGGUACUCCUAGGUAACUUGUCUCUAGAUUUGCAAAUGGUGUCUGAAACUCUGCAUUUGCUGUGGCAGCGCAUGUACUGAAAUAGUUUGUGAUAGGUUUGAAUAACACAUGGACGGGCGUGUUAGGUUGUAAUUGUCAUUGUUUCUGUGAGUUUUUAUUUAGCAUGUUGCUACAUGGACAGCGGAUCAAGGUA
Messenger RNA from Panicum hallii, 2637 nucleotides. Its product is annotated as protein DEK-like. The record is from RefSeq and is a predicted model, not a curated record. The coding region runs from base 207 to 2252 and encodes 681 amino acids. Gene Ontology annotation, biological process: regulation of double-strand break repair; chromatin organization. Gene Ontology annotation, molecular function: histone binding; DNA binding. Gene Ontology annotation, cellular component: nucleus. The transcript has 12 exons. NCBI's taxonomy places the organism in Eukaryota, Viridiplantae, Streptophyta, Magnoliopsida, Poales, Poaceae.